AUGCCAAAAGAGGAGCAAUACACAUGGAUUUGGGCUUUGAUAUUUGCAUUUUCCGCACCUGAGGUCUUAACCUUUUUUCGUUCCUUGCGGAUUUGCAUUUUCAAGGACGUGAAGUCACCCACGUGGUUGGAGUUUAUGCUGGUCUUAUUUUUUGAAAUUUUACAUACCAUAGGGAUGGCAAUAUUUGUGUUUUUCGUGAUGCCUCAAUUGGAUUCCGUGAGAACAUUAAUGCUUUGUAAUGGGGUUUGUUUUAUACCGAGUAUUCUGAGCAUUAGGCUGGACAUUCAUCUGGAUUGGCAUUCCAUUAUCUCCUUAACAAUGAGUAUUUUGGCGAUUCUUGCUCAAGUUAGUGCAUUUACAGUAUGGCCCACAUUUUCCUCCACUCUGGCUGUACAGAUGAUGGCUCUGCCGUUAAUAUUUGUUUCAGUGCGCUGGUGGGAAAACUAUACUUCUUCAUAUCCUUGUUUGGCACAUAUAAUGAACACUUUUCGGCGCAGUCGUUCAAGAUAUCAGACUUAUAUUUAUCUUUCGCCUUUGAAAAUCGUCGUGUUUUCACUAAUUGGGUUUUGCUUCCAUGGCCAACGCAUCAUCGAUUAUUUCUCUUCGUUUAUGAACGCCUGGCAGUCGCAUGAAAUUCUAGUUCAACUAGGAGAGGUGAGCUCCGAUUCAAUAUCUCUCCAACGCAAUGUAACACAUCCCUCACGUACUUUUACAAUUUCAACCAAUGCCAGUACAGCCAUAUACGUUCUGUUACUGCAAGUGUGCUCUUCAUAUUUAUGCUAUAUCUGCGCAAAAUUUGCCUGCAAAAUAAAAAUUCAGGAAUUUAGCUUUGCACUGCCGUUUAGCUUGGUCGGUCCCACUUCUAUUGCAAUCGCUUUGUGGAUCUCAUUGACGCGCGGGGCGAAUGUGUGUGCCUUUCAUGCUUUUUUCCCCGAUUAUUUGUCACUAAUAGGAAAUGUACAUCACGAGUUUACUGGCAGUAUUGUCGCGAAUAAUCUAUGGAUAUGGCCAUUAUGGUGGCUUUCGCAGCUGUGGGUAACGCGACACAUUUGGCGUCCACGAAAUGAAAAAAAUGCACCAACAGAAAAACUGUUCAUAUGUCCAUGGUAUUGCGGUUUUUUGGUGGAUCAGUGCAUAGCAAUGAAUCGGCGUAUCAUCGAUUUCAAUGAAGAGUCUUUAUCAAGAAAGGACGAACUGUCUUCGGGUUCACUGACAGAUGUUACGGAAAGCGACAAAAUACCCCAAUUGAUUGUGUGUGCAACAAUGUGGCAUGAAACUCAAGAAGAGAUGAUGGAAUUUUUGAAAUCAAUUGUUCGACUGGAUGAGGAUCAGUGUGCACGGCGCAUGGCGAAAUUACACAUCAACGUGGGUAAACCAGACAAUGAGUACUACGAGUUAGAGACAAACAUAUUCUUCGACGACGCGUUUGUGCUCGACGAAAGAUUGAGUGAGAAUCCCCGAAAUCCUCCGAUGAACGAAUAUGUAAAAACCUUAAUCAUUAGCAUUGAAAAGGCUUGCUUCGAGGUAUAUGGUGUCAACUUGAAAAUAAAGCCCCCAGUGAAGACUGAAACUCCUUACGGUGGUCGACUAGUCUGGACAUUGCCGGGUCGGUCGAAAAUGAUAGCUCAUCUAAAAAAUAAAGACAAAAUCAGACACAAGAAGCGCUGGUCUCAGGUCAUGUACAUGUAUUACUUACUUGGUUUUCGAAUAAUGGAACUAGAUGGUAUAUCUGCGCGACGUAAGGCAGUUAUCGCAGAGAACACAUUUCUUUUGGCAUUGGAUGGUGAUAUUGACUUCCAACCGCAAGCCGUUCAGCUUUUAAUUGAUCGCAUGAAAGCCAUAGAGGAGUUGGGGGCAGCUUGUGGACGUAUUCAUCCAGUUGGACGUGGACCUAUGGUAUGGUACCAAAUCUUCGAAUACGCGAUAGGUCAUUGGCUUCAGAAAGCUACAGAGCACGUCAUUGGCUGUGUGCUCUGUAGUCCCGGAUGUUUUAGUCUAUUUCGUGGCAGCGCACUUAUGGAGAAUAGUGUGAUGAAAAAGUAUACAACAGUAUCGAAUGAGCCGAUGCAUUAUGUGCAGUACGAUCAGGGUGAGGAUCGAUGGUUAUGCACACUGAUUUUGAAGCAAGGUUUACGCGUCGAAUAUUCUGCAGCAUCGGACGCUUACACACAUUCACCUGAGAUGUUUAAUGAGUUUUAUAAUCAGCGACGACGUUGGGUACCAUCCACAAUUGCCAAUAUAUUUGAUUUGUUAUCUGAUGCGGAUACGGUGGUGAAGAACAAUAGUUCUAUUUCAAUGCCGUACAUUGCCUAUCAGGCAAUGUUAAUGGUUGGUACAAUUUUGGGGCCUGGGACUAUAUUCUUGAUGAUGGUCGGCGCAUUGGUAGCUGUGUUUAGUAUAAACAUUUGGAGCUCUUUUUUGUGGAACUUCAUUCCCGUGUUAUGCUUUAUAUUGUCAUGCAUUUAUCUAAAGCAGAAAUUCCAGCUUUUAAUAGCAUUUGUAAUAAGUUCAAUGUACUGCCUCGUAAUGAUGGCAGUUUUGAUUGGGAUAAUCGUACAAAUGAUAGAGGAUGGACCUUUGGCACCGGCAUCGUUAUUCUUUCUUUUGGUGUUUAUGCAAAUUUUUAUUGCAGGCGUUGUCCAUCCCCAAGAAGUCGGUGCGUUGAUUUGUGGAUUUAUUUAUUACAUCACUAUCCCCUCCAUGUACAUGCUGCUUCUUAUUUAUUCCGUUUUUAAUAUGAAUGAUGUGUCAUGGGGUACAAGGGAAGUGGCUGUAAAAAAGGAUGACGACAUUGGUGUAGUGCCUGGUGAUAUUGAAGACGCUAGUCGGGAGUAUUUGCCUGGUUGGGUAAACGACCCAUUAUUAGUCGACUCAGAAUUGGGCGAGAUAUCACUUAAAGAAAAGCGCUUCUGGAAGGAUUUGAUUAAACUUUACUUGCGCCCAAUGUUUCAUACAAAGGAAAAGAAAGCGGAAAUUGCUGAAAGCCUGCGAGAAUUGCGUAACAUGUUCGCAUUUGCUUUUAUAAUGAUUAAUUCCCUUUUUGUGCUGAUUGUUUUCUUACUUCAACUGAAAAAAGAUUAUUUGCAUCUUGAAUGGCCAAUCGAUCCGAUUGAUUACAUAACAUACGAUGACACAAAUUCCCAGAUUUACAUAUAUCGACGUCAUAAAGAGCUGGAUCCAAUCGGUUUAUGCUUCGUUGUAUUUUUUGGCUUGAUUUUAAUUAUACAGUUCAUCGCAAUGUUUUUCCAUCGUUUUGCAACUAUAUCGCAGCUAUUAGCCACAACUCAAUUAAAUUGGUUUCGAGCGCCAAGCACAGUAACGGACGAAGACGCAGCACAGGAAAUAGGAGGAAACGCUGUAAAUAUCGCCCGCCAAUUGCAACGACCCAAACGUUUUGACGACGAAUAUGAGGAUUCCCCAUUAGAGGACGGAGAUGACUUGAAUGGGGAUGAUAACAACGAUAAGCAUAAUAGCCUGGUUCGUCGACAUACAAUUUACAAAUUGCAUGAAAGUCGGAAUAAAACACAGCACGAUUACAGCGAUUUGCCAAGAAAUUUUGAACGGCGCUUUUUGGGCGAAGACGAGAUAAAGGUGAAACAUAUUUCGAUGAGCAGAAAGUCCCGUAUGAUGUUGAAUGAGAGGCGUAGUUCAGCAAAACGUCGAUUAACAGAGCAAGCACAGCGCAAUACGGAUUUUAAUAAACAUCCUGUACCUUUUGUGGAAACUGGAUACACAAAUAUUGCUUUUGAGCCUACAAGUAGCAUAAUUUCCAAUAAUUUCUCGAAUGGCUUAAGCGAUUGGUAGACUUGAUAUAUCGUAGAAAUAUACAAGGAUUUAUUAUGUGGAUUUUAGA
Anastrepha obliqua is the source of this 3853-nucleotide messenger RNA. It is a transcript of the gene Chs2, whose product is annotated as chitin synthase chs-2. The transcript has 13 exons. The record is from RefSeq and is a predicted model, not a curated record. Gene Ontology annotation, molecular function: chitin synthase activity. NCBI's taxonomy places the organism in Eukaryota, Metazoa, Arthropoda, Insecta, Diptera, Tephritidae. Gene Ontology annotation, cellular component: cell periphery; cell septum. Bases 1 to 3804 code for a protein of 1267 amino acids.